Messenger RNA from Dibothriocephalus latus, 339 nucleotides. Lineage: Eukaryota; Metazoa; Platyhelminthes; Cestoda; Diphyllobothriidea; Diphyllobothriidae. The record is from the annotation of a GenBank genome assembly.
AUGUAAAUAAUAACCAUCGAAAUUAAAGCUCAGAUCUGCUUCCUCCUUCUUACGGCCAUCGUCUUGGGUACCUGCGUGGAUGCCAGUCCUACCACCACAACGAAGGAGCCGCAUCAUGACGCCACCAUCUCGCAUAAGGAUCUGCACGGCGCUGCAUGGAAUGAGAAAGAAGAGGACAGGGAUUACGAGGAUCUGCACGGCGCUGCAUGGAAUGAGAAAAAAGAGGACAAGGAUUACGAGGAUCUGCACGGCGCUGCAUGGAAAGAGAAAGAAGAGGACAAGGAUUACGAGCAUCUGCACGGUGCGGUUUGGGGCCAGAAGGGCUACAAGAAGUGGUGA